Molecule: messenger RNA, 585 nt
Organism: Clonostachys rhizophaga
Lineage: Eukaryota; Fungi; Ascomycota; Sordariomycetes; Hypocreales; Bionectriaceae
Source: the annotation of a GenBank genome assembly
AUGGCUCCCUCACGCACUCGGACCAUGAAAAACAAGAAUGCCGGGCCAAAGACAUCCAGCGCCAGCGGAGACACGAAAAGAUCGGCCGCCAGCGGCGUCUCCAAGUCGAAGAAGGGCAAGCAGGGCCCCGUCGUCUCCCAGCAGGUCAAGGAGAAGAAUCGCGCCGCAUUGCUGCAGAAGCCUAAGAAGAAGGUGUACACUGCGGAGGAGCUCAACAUCCCCAAGCUCAACAUGAUCACGCCCGUUGGUGUGGUCAAGCCUAGGGGCAAGAAGAAGGGCAAGAUCUUUGUCGACGACAAGGAGGGAAUGAAUACGAUUCUGUCUCUAGUACAAGCCGAGAAGGAAGGCCAAAUCGAAUCCAAGAUGAUCAAGGCACGGCAAUUAGAAGAAAUCCGAGAAGCGCGCAGGGUCGAGGCUGAGAAGAAGGAAGAGGAGAAGAAGACCAAGCUGGAGAACAUGAAGGAUUCGCUGAGGAAGAAACGCAAUCGCAAGAGCUCGGGCAAGGAGGACGAGAGUCUGACCGAGGUCAGCUCAACGGGCACAAAGGCCACCAAGCCAAAGAAGAAGAGUGUUUCAUUUGCCUAG